This is a messenger RNA of Mucor mucedo, 1040 nucleotides long. RefSeq lists its product as uncharacterized. Gene Ontology annotation, biological process: cellular response to oxidative stress. Bases 15 to 986 code for a protein of 323 amino acids. The record is from RefSeq and is a predicted model, not a curated record. Gene Ontology annotation, cellular component: cytoplasm. NCBI's taxonomy places the organism in Eukaryota, Fungi, Mucoromycota, Mucoromycetes, Mucorales, Mucoraceae. The transcript has 3 exons. Gene Ontology annotation, molecular function: quinone reductase (NADPH) activity.
AAAAAAUAAAAAAGAUGUUGGCUGCUACAAGCACAGAUAAUAAAAUAAACUUUGUACAAGUUCCCCGCCCUGCUGCUACAGAGAAUACCAUUGUUGUAAAAAACAAGGUCUUGGGUGUCAACUACGUAGACUCUCUUCAAGCGCGUGGUAUCUUUCCUAUGCCUGCAAGCGGAACUUUUGGAACAGAAGGUGCUGGCGUAGUUGUGGAAGUAGGUAAAGGAGUUACAGACUAUAAAGUCGGCGACCGUAUCAUAUCUUUUGAAAACGGAUCUUACGCUGAAUACUCUAUUUAUCAUGAAUUCGACUUGAAAGCACACAAAAUUCCUGAUAAUGUCUCGUUUGAAACCAUUGCUACCAUUGCUACACAAGGUCUGACAGCAAUUACAUUGGUAGAGAGUGCUUAUAACGUAAAAAAGGGCGAUUAUGUCUUGAUCCAUGCAGCAGCAGGUGGCGUAGGAAGCAUCUUGGUGCAAUUGGUUCAUCAAAAAGGUGGCAUAGCGAUUGGCAUCACAAGCUCGGAUGAGAAGGCUGCGUUUGUCAAGGAGUUGGGUGCAGAUCACGUUAUCAAUUACAAAUCAGAAAACAUUCUCCAACGCGUGUUGGAAAUAACCAAAGGUGAAGGAGUGCACCUUUCGUUGGAUAGUGUAGGUGGUGCUUCCUUUGAAGAAUCUUCCAUCCAGACUCUUCGAUACAAUGGCUUGGUUGUUUCUUACGGAUUUGCUGCAGGUCGUCCCCCACCAAUUGAAAUAAGCAAGCUAUUUCCCAGAAAUAGUAGUAUCCAAGGAAGUAGUGUCUACCACUACAUGACCAACAAGGAGGAUGCUGACAAGUGGUGGAAUCGUCUCUUCCAAUUAAUAGAUCAAGGCGCUUUGAAAACCUUUGUAUACAAGACUUACCCUUUUGAUCGUCUCGGAGAAGCUCUGGAUGCUAUUCAUGGUGGUCAAACCAGAGGUAAACUCUUGGUGGAGUUGUGUGACUCGUCUUAAUGCGUCUUUAACUGAUUUAAAAAAUAAAAAAUAAUAAAAAAUUGUUUUUACCCC